AUGCCUACGCCCACUACUGCACCUAUAGGCACCACUGCGGCGCCAGAAUUGCCCUUCGAGAUCGUACGGCGGAUACUAAAACAUCGGCUCGAUCUCGCGCUGUCCUUUCCUCUCUCUCCAUCUGAUGGCCGAGUUGGGCAGACGGCCGUCGGGGAUGAGGGGUGGGAAGGCAUGCCGGGGCAGAUGGGGAAGAAGAUCGCGCUGGCAAGAAGCAAAGAGCGGGAAGAUGUGAUGCGGACGGGCAAGGAGCUGAUGCGUGUGUGCAAGAGCUGGAAACCUGUCGUGCAGAAGUAUCUGUACGCCAUGCCCCCAGUCUCCGCCAUCACCCUUCUCCCCUUCGCAGCUGCCGUCCAGCUCGGCGAUACCAAAUGGGACGAUACCCGCCUCCACCCUCACUCCGUUCCCGGACGGUACGUGGCCACUCUGGACCUCUCCACCCUCUCUGACGGUUACUUCGGGCCGCAUGUCACCUCCCUAUCCAAGGCGUGCGCUGCGCUCCUCCCGCUCCUCCCCAACCUCACCCAUCUCAAGCUCCCCGGCGGGACUGGAUGGGGCAUCAUACCCUGUCGAACUAUCCUCGACAGCCCAUUCGUCGGUCGCCUGAGAGCCCUGGAAGGUGUCCAGAUCUCGGACGAGGGGGAUGAGGCGUGUGUGCUGCUCAAGCCGAUGCGGAGAUUGGAGGUCUUGUCAGUCCUCGGACCGGGCUCGUCCAGCGUUGGUCCAUCCCCACUCCCUGACGCCGUCCCUCUCGACCUGCCGCACCUCCACACUCUCACUCUUGACGGUGUCCAGCGCGGACCUCUCCUCGCCGCGCUCAUCGCUUCGGAACUCCCGAACCUCCGCCGGCUGCUCAUCACGAGCUACGACGGGACCGUUGGGGACCUCACCACUGCUUUCCUCGAAGCACACGGAGAGAAGGUGCUCUCCCUCACAUUCCUGCAAACUCGGGAAUGGCCCGCUAUCCAUCCGACACCUCCCUUGGACACCCUCGCUCUCUGCCCAAAUCUACUGGACCUGGCAGUCCUCCUUCCCAAUCCAGCUCUGCAACAGAAGCUGGACUUUGCCAGGGGUCUCAUCGGAGAAACCGCGAAGCAUCACCCGCUGGUUUCUCUUACUCUCCCCAAAUGGCUCGACAGAGUCAGCGCCUCCCCCUCUGCCUCACCAGCGCCCACCCAGCCAAACUUCCCUCUCCCUCACCUCGACCGGCUUUCUAUCCGCACGCACCCUCCCUCUGGAAACCCCUUUCUCGCUACAAUCAUCUCCAGCCCACCUCCACAUCUGCGCAGGAUCAAGAUCGACAGCUUCUCCUGGGUCUCGCCCAAGCUCGGUCGCGCGGCUCAGCAGGCGGGAGCAGGCGGGGAGACGAGAGUGUGGGCGGUCUACAUGUCCAAGAUGGGUAUAGAGCUCCUGGAUGGCGAAGGCCGAGGGAUGCCAGCUAUCGCUGAAGACGGCGGUGACGAUGCUCAAGUAGGAGGGUGGUUGGUAGGGGCGAGAGGGAGGAGAAGGUCCAGUCGAGGGAUGGGUAUGGCCCGGAUGCUCCAGAGUACAGGCGGCGUGAGGAGGCAGGUUGAAGAGGCAGAUGAGGACGGCGGGUAA
Molecule: messenger RNA, 1596 nt
Organism: Dioszegia hungarica
Lineage: Eukaryota; Fungi; Basidiomycota; Tremellomycetes; Tremellales; Bulleribasidiaceae
Exons: 2
Coding region: 1-1596 (531 amino acids)
Source: RefSeq, a predicted model, not a curated record